AUGGCUUCAGGAAAAGACACCUGUCCUAUCUUACCUAAACUGGCCAACAACUGCUCAGAUGAGAAGUCACAGAAGCCUGAUAAUAAGAAUAGUGAGGUUCAUUUGCCACGAUUUUCAUUAAAGCAAGGGAUGAUCCCAAGACGUUACACUAUGCCUUGGAAAGAAAAUAUGGAAUUCAGGAGUGUGAAUCUGAAGCAUGCCCAAGCCUGUGGGAUCCACGCUGGCCCUUUGGAAGACUCGCUGUUUUUGAAUCACAGUGAAAGGCUCUGCCAUGGGGAAGACCGAAAAGUGGUCUUAAAGAAAGGCCCAUCGAAAAUAAAAAUUGCAGACAUGCCUAUGCAUUCGCCUCUCUCCAGAUACCAGAGCACCAUGAUUUCCCAUGGCUUCAGGAGACGGCUGGUUUGA
Messenger RNA from Artibeus jamaicensis (Jamaican fruit-eating bat), 405 nucleotides. RefSeq names its product testis expressed 43 (gene SPMIP10). The record is from RefSeq and is a predicted model, not a curated record. Bases 1 to 405 code for a protein of 134 amino acids. The transcript has 3 exons. Gene Ontology annotation, biological process: flagellated sperm motility. NCBI's taxonomy places the organism in Eukaryota, Metazoa, Chordata, Mammalia, Chiroptera, Phyllostomidae.